This is a messenger RNA of Mollisia scopiformis, 657 nucleotides long. RefSeq lists its product as uncharacterized. NCBI's taxonomy places the organism in Eukaryota, Fungi, Ascomycota, Leotiomycetes, Helotiales, Mollisiaceae. The record is from RefSeq and is a predicted model, not a curated record. Gene Ontology annotation, molecular function: transmembrane transporter activity. The coding region runs from base 7 to 201 and encodes 64 amino acids. Gene Ontology annotation, biological process: transmembrane transport. Gene Ontology annotation, cellular component: membrane. The transcript has 2 exons.
CUCGCAAUGUUCGCUCUGAACAUCUUUGCUCAAUUCUUCGUGGCCAAGGGUUUAUGCAUCAUAGCCUCCUCUCGUGUAACAUUCUCUUUCUCCCGCGACGAUGCACUCCCUUUCUCCAAAUAUCUCAAAAGGGUAAACACCAGGACAAAAACGCCCUUAAGUUCGGUCUGGUUCGUGAUCCUCGUCGCCGCUCUUGAAUGACUUUUCAUCUUCGCAGGGCCGGUGGCUAUCGGCGCCGUCUUCAGUAUUGCUGCAAUCGGCCAACAAGUCGCGUUUGGGGUUCCAAUUGCGUCGAGGGUCUUUGCAGGGAGGAGUUUUAGACCUUGUCUUUCAACCUUUCCGUUUACUAUCUUCUCUCUCUUUUUUUAUCUUUUUCAUUUUCUUUUUUCUUCUUCAAUCUAAGAGAGAAAUAGGACCCUGGAAUCUAGGACGUUUCUCUACACUAAUAGGCAUUGUAGCUAUUGCGUGGAUCAUCCUCAUCAUUCCCGUCCUCUGCUUCCCAGCCGUCAAAGGAAAAGAUCUAAAUGCGCAGACAAUGAGUUACGCAUGUCUACUCUACGGAGGCGUGAUGUUGCUGGCCUUGGGACGGUAGCUACGCGGUGGAUGCGAGGAAAUGGUUUAGAGGGUCGAGGGUUAAAUUUGAGCAUUUGAUUCCGG